Messenger RNA from Perkinsus marinus ATCC 50983, 1792 nucleotides. RefSeq lists its product as hypothetical. The record is from RefSeq and is a predicted model, not a curated record. The transcript has 16 exons. The annotation marks the transcript as partial. NCBI's taxonomy places the organism in Eukaryota, Perkinsozoa, Perkinsida, Perkinsidae.
AACGUGGCGGUCAUCACCUACAGUAUGCAAUCACUCGGAUAAAUUCACUCAGGAUGCCACUAAAGUCUACUUUGCUAGCGUAACUCGAAACCCUCAUCAACAUUGUAAGUACUGCCAGCGCUUCCCAAACCCAGGCUUGUGGCAAGAGCUAACUGACAGUGUGCGAGAGGCAGUUGCUGGGUGCAGCGGGUGUUACGUUGGGGAGGUUGUCAUCGAUGAGGAAGGAGCCAAGCUUAUACGGUACAUUGCUAAUUCUGGUACUGCCCCUGGUGAGGCAAGGUUGCAGGGAAGUGAGGGAGUUGUUUGGCAGGUGCUCCAACCACGAGGGGAAGAAGAGGAAGAAGGGGAUCAAGAGCCCUCUCCUCGGUCGAGGCAAUUGUAUAUAUCCAACGUUAUGGAUGUCCCCGAAGUGAAGUAUUUCGAGUUUACUAAGCCCGGAUCUUUCCUGGCUAUACCGAUAACGUAUUCAAGCCUCUUGAAUAAGGAGGGCCUGGAAGCAGCAGUGACCGACAUGAAGGAACGACGAGCACAGUUCGCGGAGGAAAUGGCAUCGUUUGAGGAGGCUAAGGCUCAAUAUGAGCAGGCAGUGGCUGAGCUAAAGGAAGGGGAGGAGAAUCCCGAGGAACCCGUACAGCCAGUGAUUAGAGAAUUGAGUGCUUUGGAGGGCGUAACUGGGCAGCUGGUUCUAUGUGUGGACACCCUAGGAGCAGAGGGAGGCUUGUUGGAGAUCCGCCAGCAGUACAUCGAGGAGUUGGCUGCCCUCUGCGGUCACCUUGAGAAGGGGAAGGCUGCUAUGGAGCUACAAGCUGUUAGGGAACAGGCUGAAUACAUAACGUCUGAAGCUGGCGAGGCCAAUCGUACGGAAUUGAUGGGUAAGUAUGUGGAGGCCACCGGUAGAGAGGCACUGGAGGAGGUGGAGAAGCGAGUGGAGGAGGAAAUCGAAGGACUAGGGGAAGGUUCAAUGCGCGCGGUCGGAGGUCGAGGAAGUGUUAGUACUGUAGAUACGACUGAUGAUGAUAAGGAGGUUAUACGCUUAGCCCACAAGUUGAAGAUGUUGAGGUCUGUAUUGGAUGCUACUCUUAAGGGCAACUUGCUACUUGAUAUCAGCUCUAGAAAGCUACCCGAAGAGGCAUUGGCUGUUCUCAUGAAGGCGGUGCUGUUUUUCCUCGCUGAGCAAGAUGCGUCUUCGAUUUAUGGAGAUAUGGAGCUCCAGUGGUCUCAGCUGGUAGCCGCUCUACAUUCUGAUGGCAUUUGGGAGAAGAUCAUAUCGGCUGAUAUGAGGCGACCAAGGCCAGGUGUGCCUUCGGAACAUACUCUAGAGAGGGCAAAGGCUUUGGUCGAGGAGGCGAUACAAUGUGGCGGUCAGAAGGCCGAGGAUGGUGCUAUCGAGGAGGAAGUGAGUAAGGAGCGCCCUGCCGAGGUUAUAUUGUUGGGCUUGUUGGAGGCAGCAGUUGAGCUUAGAGAGAAGGAUGUCCGUAUGAGGUGGCUAAAUAGUGACCUGCACAAGAGGAUAUGGGAGCCUCGGGUAGCAGCAACGGAAGAGGUAGAGAAGGACGAAGGAGAUACUGUUGAGGAGGGUAAGGGAGAAGAGGCAGGAGAUAGUCCGGAAGGAGGGGGAGAAACUGAAGGAGCUUUACCUGCAAAGGAGCUUGUUGAAGCCCCAGUUGCUGUUGACCCUAGCGAGGCGUCUGCCAUCGACGCUGACUUCGUACCACUACUAGAGGCCGAACUAGCACAGCUAGCUGAGGAGAGGGAGGCAUCGGCAGCAGCUGCGGAUGGUGGGACCGAGUAG